Molecule: messenger RNA, 693 nt
Organism: Dipodomys spectabilis (banner-tailed kangaroo rat)
Lineage: Eukaryota; Metazoa; Chordata; Mammalia; Rodentia; Heteromyidae
Gene: Tnfsf9
Product: TNF superfamily member 9
Exons: 4
Coding region: 1-693 (230 amino acids)
Biological process (GO): positive regulation of cytotoxic T cell differentiation; positive regulation of activated T cell proliferation; immune response
Cellular component (GO): plasma membrane
Molecular function (GO): tumor necrosis factor receptor binding
Source: RefSeq, a predicted model, not a curated record
AUGGACCCGCGCCCCCACGCCCCCGAGGCCCCCGCGGACGCCGAGGCGCCCCGGCCGCUGGCCGCGCCGCCCGCACCCCGCCAGCUACCCCGGGUCCUGGAAUGCGCGGUCCCCUCGACGGCGCCCCCCGACGGCUGCCAGACCCCCGGCGCCCAGGCCGGGCGUCCAGGCGCGCCCCAGCCGGAACAGCCAACGUUUGCCAAGCUGCUGGCCAAAAAUGUGUCACUGGUCAAUGGAACCCUGAGCUGGUACAGCGAGCAGGGCCUCGCAGGCGUCAUCCUGUCCCCCGACCUGAGUUACGAUGAGCGCAGUCACGAGCUGGUGGUGGCGGAGGCCGGAGUGUACUUCGUGUUCCUGCGGAUGCAGCUGUGGCGGGUGAUGAGGGCUGGCCCACCGUCGCAGGGCGAGGUGUCUCUGACUCUUCAGCUGCAGCCACCGUCCACCGAGGCCACAGACCUGGCUCUCACCGUCACCGUGCCUCGGAUUAGCUCCUCCAAGGAUUUGGGUUCGAAGCCGGCCGGAGGGUUCUGGGGUCACCUGGUGGACCUCCAGGGUGGCCAGCGCCUCAGUGUCCGCCUGAGCGCCCUCCUGCAGGGAGGGGCCGAGGCGCACCGCGCAUGGCAGCUGGCCCCCCACGCUGUCUUCGGCCUCUUCCGGGUGACUGGAGAUGUCCCAGGGGAGCUCUUGGUGUGA